Messenger RNA from Plasmodium reichenowi, 2367 nucleotides. RefSeq lists its product as hypothetical. The transcript has a single exon. Lineage: Eukaryota; Apicomplexa; Aconoidasida; Haemosporida; Plasmodiidae. The coding region runs from base 1 to 2367 and encodes 788 amino acids. The record is from RefSeq and is a predicted model, not a curated record.
AUGGAAGCACCAGUAUUCAAACCUAUACAUGAUGUUAUAAGAAUAAAAAAAAAAGAACAUGAUGUUAAUAUAAAAUCCGAUAUAUAUAAAAAAUUUCUUGAAUUAAAAAAGGAGGCUUAUAUAAACCUAGAAAAUAAAAACAUCAAAGUGAUUAUAUAUGAAAAUAUGAAUUAUGACGACAUAAAAAAAAAAGAAAAAGAACAUGAGAAUUAUAAUAGUAAAAGUAGUAAUAGUAGUUUUUGUGAUGAAAAAUGUAAUGAAGACAUUAAUAAAAAUAAUAGAAAGAAAAAUAUAAAAAGAGAUAAUGUAUCAAAGAAAAAUAUAAAAGAUGAUAAUGUAUCAAAGAAAAAUAUAAAAGAUGAUAAUUAUAAUGAUGAUGAAAAUAAUAAGAAUAAUAUACAGAAUAAUAAACAAGAAAUUCAUGAUAACAAUAUAAAAGAAGGUGAUGAAAAAGAAUAUAUUGAUGAUGUAGUAAAAGAAGAAAAAAAAAACAGAAAAGUUUUAGGUACGUUAAAAAUAUUAUAUAAUUUUUAUGUUAAUUUAUUUGAUAAAUUAAAAGAAGAUGUAGAAAACAUACAAAACAAUACAAAUCAUAAUAAUAUAGAUUUAUUUAGAGAUAUAAAUCUUUACACAAAUUAUAUAUCUAUGUUUGAUAUCUUAAAUUUAUGUGAGGAUUUGCAUAUUAUAAAAAAUUUUAUUAACUCUAAGAAGGAAUGUGAAUUAAUAUGGAUACUUACCCUUAAUUAUUUUGAUAAUAUUAAAGAAAACGUUUUUCAGAGGUAUAGACAUAAAAUAAAUGUAACUUAUAAGAGAAGAAGUACAUUAGAAGGACAUGAUGAAAAAGGAUUACAAGAAGAUACUACAAAAAAUAUUGAACAAAAAGAUAUAAAACAAAUAAAACAUGAAGAUAAUAAUGGUAAUGAUAAUGAUAAUGAUGAUGAUGAUAAUAAUAAAAAUAAUCAUAAUAAUAAUAAUAAUAAUAAUAUUAAGAACAAAAAAAAAGAUACACAUAAUGAAAAAAUAAAAACAAAUUGUGAUAAUUCCUAUCUACAAAAAGAUAAUAAUAAUUCGUAUUAUAAUUGUAAUUAUAAUUAUAGCUAUAGUCAAGACAUACAUAAUCAGGAUACUUAUUACAGAGAUGAAAACCACAAUAUUAAAGAAUAUAUUUAUGACAAUUUACAUGAUAAAGAAAAUUGUAUAAUGUAUAGAAAAGUUAAUUUUUUUAUAUUUGUUUAUAUUUUAAUAUAUAUUAUAAAAACAAGCACAAGAAAAAUUCAAGCCAUUAAAGAUGAUAUUAAAAAAGUAAAAAGCUUUUUCUUCUUUUUAAAUUUAUAUGAGAAGAAAAAAACUAUGGAAAUAUUACAAAAUAUAUAUAAAGAUAAAUAUUUACAAUUCUUUCAAAAUUAUAGAGGAAAAGAGGAAAUAGAAGAAUACAGAAAAAGAAAAAUUUUUCGUCAUAAAUUCUCUUUUUAUAAUAUCAACAAAAUAUUGUAUGACAAAGAUGAUUUGAUAAAACUUAAAAAUAAAAAUAUGCAACAUGACAAAGAAGAUAAAAAAAAGGGAAAUCGUCAAAUUGUAAAAAAUGAAAAUUAUUAUAUUGUGAAAGGAAUGAAAAAUGAGCCAGAGGAAGUAAAAGAAAAAGAAACAAAGAAAGAAACAGAGAAAGAAAAAGAAAAUGAGAAAGGAAAGGAACCCAUUUUAAAUAUACACAACAAAAUAGAUGAUGAGGAGGGAAAAGAAAAAAGGGAAGAUGUUAAUAAAUACGAGUUAACUAAUUAUAUAGAAACUAUUGAUAUGAAGGAAGAAAAUAUAAAAGGUAAGUUUGUUCAAGAAGAAAAUAAAAAGGAUACAUUUGUAAAAGAUCCAAAAAAAAAUAAUGAAAAUAAUAAUAAUAAUAAUAAUAAUAAUAAUCCAAAAAAUAAAAACACUAACAGUAGUUGUUGUAGCAGUAGUAGUAGCGAUGACCAUGGGAAUCAUAAUAAGAAUAAUGUCCUCUUAAAUCAAUAUAUUUUUGAUUAUAUAUUUAAAAAUUAUUGUUAUAAAAAAAAAUACUGGAAAGUUAGAGAUGGUAUAUGUGUAGACUAUGGUAUCAUAAAAAAAGAAAAGAAGAAAUUUAAAAUAGACAUAUAUAAUCAUAGUAAAUAUAAUAUAAAUGUAGAUAUAGAUAUAGACAAAGAAUUACCUUUACUAGUAAUAUUUAAAGAUAAAUUAUUUUGUAUUAAUUCAAAAUAUUCAAUAUAUUUACAAGUGGACAAUAAUGAAAAUGUGGGAGAAAAACUCGGUUGUAUCCAUGUUAAAUGUAAAUAUAAAAAUGUACAUAAACAAGAAACCUUUUUCAAAAUACCUGUAUAUAUCUGUUUAGAAUAA